Molecule: messenger RNA, 1523 nt
Organism: Delphinapterus leucas (beluga whale)
Lineage: Eukaryota; Metazoa; Chordata; Mammalia; Artiodactyla; Monodontidae
Gene: PPID
Product: peptidylprolyl isomerase D
Biological process (GO): protein folding; protein peptidyl-prolyl isomerization
Cellular component (GO): cytosol; cytoplasm
Molecular function (GO): peptidyl-prolyl cis-trans isomerase activity; cyclosporin A binding; protein binding
Source: RefSeq, a predicted model, not a curated record
GGCCUCCGGGCUCCUGUCGGAAGCUGGUCGCCAGCGCCGCGGUUCUUCGCAGACGCAGCCGGUUUUGGGGUUCGGGCUGCGCGGCGGCCACGGGGUGUUCCGAGGAGCUCGCGAACACGUCUGCGGGCCACAAUGUCGCACCCGUCCCCCCAGGCUAAGCCGUCCAACCCCAGUAACCCCCGAGUCUUCUUGGACGUGGACGUUGGAGGGGAGCGAGUUGGUCGAAUUGUCUUGGAAUUGUUUGCAGAUAUUGUACCCAAAACUGCAGAAAAUUUUCGUGCAUUGUGUACAGGAGAAAAAGGCAUCGGACCCACCACUGGGAAACCUCUGCAUUUCAAAGGAUGUCCUUUCCAUCGAAUUAUUAAGAAAUUUAUGAUUCAGGGUGGAGACUUCUCAAAUCAGAAUGGGACAGGUGGAGAAAGUAUUUAUGGUGAAAAAUUUGAAGAUGAAAAUUUCCAUUAUAAGCAUGAUAAGGAGGGAUUACUGAGCAUGGCAAAUGCAGGCCGCAACACAAACGGCUCUCAGUUCUUCAUCACGAUGGUUCCGACUCCUCACUUGGAUGGCAAACACGUGGUGUUUGGCCAAGUGAUUAAAGGAAUGGGUGUGGCAAGGAUUCUGGAGAAUGUGGAGGUGAAAGGUGAAAAACCUGCCAAAUUGUGUGUUACUGCAGACUGCGGAGAACUGAAGGGCGGGGAUGACUGGGGAAUAUUCCCCAAGGAUGGAUCUGGUGACAGUCAUCCAGACUUCCCCGAGGAUGCAGACAUAGAUGUAAAAGACGUAGAUAAAAUUUUAUUAAUAACGGAAGACUUAAAAAACAUUGGAAAUACUUUUUUCAAAUCCCAGAACUGGGAGAUGGCCAUUAAAAAAUACACAAAAGUUUUAAGGUAUGUGGAAGGCUCGAAGGCUGCUACUGAGAACGCAGGCAGAGCAAAGCUGCAGCCUGUCACUUUGAGCUGCCUGCUGAAUAUCGGAGCCUGCAAACUGAAGCUGUCCGAUUGGCAGGGAGCAGUCGACAGCUGUUUGGAGGCCCUUGAAAUAGAUCCGGCAAAUACCAAAGCACUGUACCGUAGAGCCCAAGGAUGGCAAGGACUAAAAGAAUACGACCAAGCAUUGGCUGAUCUUAAGAAAGCUCAGGAGAUAGCACCAGAGGAUAAAGCUAUCCAGGCAGAAUUGCUGAAAGUCAAGCAAAAGAUAAAGGCACAGAAAGAUAAAGAGAAGGCAGCUUAUGCAAAAAUGUUUGCUUAAUAAGGAAUUCAGUUUUGCUUAAGUAUGCAUUGAAGUGAGACAGUUAAAGGAUCUUGUCUAUUAUGUAUGAUCCCUAAUGUGUUCCCUCUGACAAUUCAGUUCCCCUUGUUUGCAGUCUAGGAAUACAGGUAGGGAUUCACUCUUAAUAGACCAGUGUUACAAAAUAUGCUGAAGUUGGACUCAUUUUAAAUGGCUCUCUGCAUUACAAAGGAUAAUAGUGUCCAGUGUAUUUUAAACUUCUAGACACAUCUUGUUUGAAUAAACAGAUCAAAAGUUAA